Molecule: messenger RNA, 627 nt
Organism: Acanthosepion pharaonis
Lineage: Eukaryota; Metazoa; Mollusca; Cephalopoda; Sepiida; Sepiidae
Source: the annotation of a GenBank genome assembly
AUGCGAAAUAAUAGAAAAAACUCCAUUAUCUCUUUCCCCUCUCUCUGUGGCAAUUUUCUCUUCUUUCUAGACAAGGAAUUUCUGCAUAGGGCAAUUCUCUCUCUCUCAAUUCUCCUUCUUUCCCAAGAAUUUUCUCCUUUUCUCAUUAUUUUGUUGAGUUGGACAUAUCUCACUCUUUCCUUAUUUUCUCUCUCUUUUCUCUCACUCUCUCUCUCACUCAUUAUUUUGUUAUUCUCUCUUGACUCUAUCUCUUUUUUUCUGCCUCUCUAUUUUUCUCUCUCUUUUUUUGUUUCCUUUGAGAUAAUUUCUCAUCCUUUAAAAUACUCUUCUUUUUUGUCUCCUCUCUCUCUCUCUUUCUAUCUCUCUUCUUUCUCUCCUUAUCUCUUUCUUUCCUCUCUCUCUCUCUCAUUGAGUUGGAUCUCUCACUUUUUUCCUUAUUCUUUCUCUCUCUCUUUUUUAUUGAGUUGGAAAUAUUUCACUCUUUCCUUAUUAUUCUUUUCUUUUUUCUCUUCCUCUUUCAUUAUUUUGUUAUUCUCUUCUCUCUCUCUCUCAUUGAAUUGGAUCUCUUUCUCUUUUUCCUUAUUCUCCCAUCCUUCUCUCUCUCUCUCUCUCUUUUAUUUGGUUUGA